GCGGCUCGCCGCGGCGGUGACGGCCGCCUACGCCCGGGCCCCUCGGAACUCCACCCAGGGGCGCUCACCCUGAGAGACCUCAAGGGCUUCGCCGCGCGCUCGGGCCCGCCCCCGUUAUUCUUUAGUCACGGGCUGACAGUCCACGUCCGGAAAACCCGGCGAUAACUGAAGAAUAAAACUUAAAUACAGGAAAAUCUAAAAGCUGCACAGCAAGAACCGUUGGAGAUUUUUUUGUGUCAUCGUCCUCAUCGCCUAUGUGUCCAUCCCAUAGAACAUUGUGGGCAAGACCAGUACUGAAGAGGACAGCCUGUCCUUACGUAGGCAUAAGAUUUGGUCUUGGAUUGGAGAUGCAAGGCACUGUGUCUGGUGAUUUAAUCAGACUGGAGUCAGCCAGCAAUAGUUAUAUCCUAGGAUGUGAGCCCUAGGAGAAACCUUCCAGAACAUCUAAAGCACCAUGCUCAUUUCAUACGUGGAGGGAGAAUUUGAAGCCUAAAGAGCUCAAGCGAUCAUUGUUAACAGGUCCUCUCCCAUAACCUGUGCACGGUGCUGAAGGUUCCGCAUGACCCCGUUGCCCUUGAAGAGCACUUCAGGGAUGAUGAUGAGGGGCCCGUCUCCAAUCAGGGCUACAUGCCAUAUUUAAACAAGUUCAUUUUGGAAAAGGUCCAAGACAAUUUUGACAAGAUUGAAUUCAAUAGGAUGUGUUGGACCCUCUGUGUCAAAAAAAACCUCACGAAGAGUCCCCUGCUCAUUACAGAAGAUGAUGCAUUUAAAAUAUGGGUUAUUUUCAACUUUUUAUCUGAAGACAAAUAUCCACUAGUGAUUGUGCCAGAAGAGAUUGAAUACCUGCUUAAGAAACUUACAGAAGCUAUGGGAGGAGGUUGGCAACAAGAACAAUUUGAACAUUAUAAAAUCAACUUUGAUGACAGUAAAGAUGGCCUUUCUGCAUGGGAACUGAUUGAGCUCAUUGGAAAUGGACAGUUUAGCAAAGGCAUGGAUCGGCAGACGGUGUCCAUGGCAAUUAAUGAAGUUUUUAAUGAGCUUAUAUUAGACGUUUUGAAACAGGGUUACAUGAUGAAAAAAGGCCAUAGACGGAAAAACUGGACCGAACGCUGGUUUGUACUAAAACCCAACAUAAUUUCUUACUAUGUGAGUGAGGAUCUGAAAGAUAAGAAGGGAGACAUUCUCUUGGAUGAGAACUGCUGUGUGGAGUCCUUGCCUGACAGAGAUGGAAAGAAGUGCCUUUUUCUCAUAAAAUGUCUUGAUAAGACCUUCGAAAUCAGUGCUUCGGAUAAGAAGAAAAAGCAAGAGUGGAUUCAGGCCAUCCAGUCUACCAUCCAGCUGCUGAAGCUGGGCAGCCCCCCACCACACAAAGAAGCCCGCCAGCGUCGAAAAGAACUCCGGAAGAAGCUGCUGGCUGAGCAGGAGGAGCUGGAGCGACAAAUGAAGGAGCUCCAGGUGGCAAACGAAAACAAGCAGCAGGAAUUGGAGGCAGUGAGGAAGAAACUGGAAGAAGCAGCAUCUCGGGCAGCAGAAGAAGAAAAGAAACGCCUUCAGACUCAAGUGGAACUUCAGGCCAGAUUCAGCACGGAGCUGGAGCGGGAGAAGCUUAUCAGGCAGCAGAUGGAAGAGCAGGUUGCCCAGAAAUCCUCUGAACUGGAACAGUAUUUGCAGCGGGUCCGGGAGCUGGAAGACAUGUACCUCAAGCUGCAGGAGGCCCUCGAAGAUGAGAGGCAGGCCCGGCAAGAUGAAGAGACUGUGCGAAAGCUUCAGGCCAGGUUGCUGGAGGAAGAGUCGUCCAAGAGGGCUGAACUGGAGAAGUGGCACUUGGAGCAGCAGCAGGCCAUUCGGACAACGGAAGCAGAGAAGCAGGAGCUGGAGAACCAGCGCGUCAUCAAAGAGCAGGCCCUUCAGGAAGCCAUGGAGCAGCUGCAGCAGCUCGAGCUGGAGCGGAAACAAGCACUGGAGCAGUACGAGGGGGUUAAAAAGAAGCUUGAGUUGGCGACAAAUAAAACCAAGAGCUGGAAGGACAAAGUGGCCCAGCAUGAAGGAUUAAUUCGAUUGAUAGAACCAGGUUCAAAAAACCCUCACCUGAUCACUAACUGGGGCCCUGCAGCUUUCACUCAGGCAGAGCUUGAAGAGAGAGAGAAGAGCUGGAAAGGAAAGAAGACCACGGAGUGAGCAGAAGUCACGUCACUUAUGUAGGUUCCAGUGUAGCUGGAAAGCUUUACGCUAAAGGCAAGAGGACCUGGCUUUGCUGCUUCUAACUCUUCUUCCUCCAGCGCCUCCUAUGGGCUCAGUAUAGUAAAGAAGGCUUUUUAUUUAUCUGCCUGCAAAUAAGGGCUUACCUGAAAAGAACAAAAAAGGCAACCUCGGCAAGCUCUUUCUUUCCUCUCUCUCUGAAAACUUCAGCUUCUGAAGAUGCCCCUUAGCUCCUGCAGAUUCUUGUCGGAAGGAGGCAGCACACAGACAGUACAGUGGUGCCCGCAUCCAUCCGUCCGUCGCAGCGUGUAGCCAGGAGCGGGGAGGUGCUCCGGUCCCUGGGUAUCAGAACCCCUGCAGGCUGGGGCAGUUGCUUUUUUGGCAGCUGUUUCCUCCUCCGAGUGAUUGUUUCUAAAGAGGCCGGUUUGCCUGCCAUGGCCACGGUUGACCUGGAAUGCCUCGGACCAUUGCUGCUCGGCUGGAGAAGCGCCUUCUCCAACACGUGGAGCCUGCUCUGAGUGGUUGCAAUCUGUGUGUUUGGUUGUGCAGGUUUCUCUCUAGUGCAGUGUGACUGAUUGGCAUCCUGGCUCCAGCAGCACUAUCUCAAAGAGGCAGAAGUCUUUUAAAUAGUGCUUUGGCUGAGAUAGAUACUUAGGAAUCAAAGGACACAGAGGUGAACGAAGUAAAUCCCCUUUGGAACGAUGUUUUGAUACUAACCGAAUUCUUCCUAAUAUUUAAAGUGGUGUCAACUGUCAGGAGGCUGGCAGACCCUUUGAUUUUAGUUUUGUAGUUACUGUACAGAACGUUUCAGGAGUGUGUGAGCGCUGGUCCUCAUCAGGCCUUUUCCUUCAUAAAUAGGGAUUUGAUCAUUUCUAGGAAUUACACAUGAAAAGUUUUAAAAUGUAUUUUUGUGACAUGCUGUGUUGAGAGGGAACAAGUAUUUAUAAUUUUUCAAACAUUUCUACCUAAAUAUUGUACAAUGUAAUAUGCUGAACUUCCUUAAUUUUUUGGCUCAUUUUCUAAGAUAUAUUAAAAAUCUUUUGUAUGGGU
This is a messenger RNA of Phacochoerus africanus (Common warthog), 3249 nucleotides long. RefSeq names its product switching B cell complex subunit SWAP70 (gene SWAP70). Gene Ontology annotation, cellular component: nucleus; cytoplasm. Bases 628 to 2178 code for a protein of 516 amino acids. The record is from RefSeq and is a predicted model, not a curated record. Lineage: Eukaryota; Metazoa; Chordata; Mammalia; Artiodactyla; Suidae. The transcript is spliced from 14 exons.